CCAGAUUGCAGCUCCUUGUGACGCCUCAUGACCGCGACAGCUGCGGAACUUUCAGACUUGGCCGGAGCUAGAGACGAGGAAUCACUCAAAUUUCAGUCUCAAGUCUACAACAAUCCGACAAGGAUCAGCGCCAGCGUCCGAGCAAGCCGGGCAGGGCGUAGCAGAAUGCCAUGGCGUCGAAACAUCUUCCGCGUAGAAAGUUGGUCGUAGUAGCAGUGCCAACAU
Messenger RNA from Ceraceosorus bombacis, 225 nucleotides. Lineage: Eukaryota; Fungi; Basidiomycota; Exobasidiomycetes; Ceraceosorales; Ceraceosoraceae. The record is from the annotation of a GenBank genome assembly.